Molecule: messenger RNA, 1566 nt
Organism: Mycosarcoma maydis (corn smut)
Lineage: Eukaryota; Fungi; Basidiomycota; Ustilaginomycetes; Ustilaginales
Product: hexadecenal dehydrogenase
Exons: 2
Coding region: 1-1566 (521 amino acids)
Biological process (GO): aldehyde metabolic process
Cellular component (GO): cytoplasm
Molecular function (GO): aldehyde dehydrogenase (NAD+) activity
Source: RefSeq, a predicted model, not a curated record
AUGGCCGCUGCUGCUGCUACCGCCGCCACCGAGGCCGGCCUGCAAUACACCCCCAUCGAUGACAUCCCCAGCAUUGUCUCGGAUCUGCGUGCUGCCUUCCUCACCGGAAAGACGCGUUCGGUCGAAUACCGAAAGAACCAGCUCAAGCAGCUCGCCUACAUGAUCAAGGACAACCAAGAGGCCUUUGUCGAGUCGCUUCGAAAAGAUCUCGGGCGUUCCCGAUUCGAGAGCAUCUUUGCAGAACUCAUGGGUACCACAAACGAAAUCGUAGAGGCCGUCACAAAGAUCGACAAGUGGGCAAAGCCUGCCAAGCCCUGGGCCGGUGCUGCUUGGGCUAUGCACGGCGCCACCAUCCGUUCCGAGCCCAAAGGUACCGUCCUCGUCCUCGGCGCAUGGAACUAUCCGAUCACCGUACAGAUUGGUCCCGUGAUCGGUGCCAUCGCUGCCGGUAACACCGUCAUCCUCAAGCCUUCCGAGGUCGCCAGCCACACUGCCAAGCUCAUCGCCGAGCUCUGGAACAAGUACCUCGACCCUGAGUGCUUCCGCGUCGUCAACGGCGGUAUCCCAGAGACUACCGCUCUCCUCGACCAGCGCUUCGAGCACAUUUUUUACACCGGUAACGGCACCGUCGGUCGCAUCAUUGCCGAAAAGGCUGCAAAAUGGCUCUGUCCCACCACGCUCGAGCUCGGCGGCAAGUCGCCCGUCUACGUCGACAAGAGCGCCGACCUCUCGAUCGCCGCUCACAGAAUCCUCUGGGGCAAGUCGUUCAACUGCGGUCAGACCUGCAUCGCCCCCGACUACGUGCUCAUCCAGCCCGACCUGCAGGACAAGUUUGUACAGGAGCUCAAGAAGGCCUACCAGCGCUUCUACCCUGAGCUCCAGGGGGGUGUCAACAACUCGGAGAGCUACGCCCGCAUCAUCAACCCCGGUCACUGGAAGCGCCUCAACGCCAUGCUUUCCGGUACCAAGGGCAAGGUGGUGCUCGGCGGUGAAGGCGAGGAAGCCACCAAGUUCCUCCCUCCCACCGUGAUUGCCGACGUCAAGCCAGACGAUGCCAUCAUGUCCGGUGAGAUCUUUGGUCCUCUGCUUCCCAUCGUUCCUGUCCGCGACGUCGAGGCUGCUGUCGACUUGAUCAACUCGCGCGACCAGCCUCUAGCUCUGUAUCUCUUUGCCGGCGACAACAGGGUCAAAAAUUUCUUCUUUGACAACACGCGCUCCGGUGCUUGCGUCCAGGGUGACACGCUUCUCCACUUUGCUGUCGACGUCCUUCCCUUUGGUGGCACCGGUCCCUCGGGUUACGGCAACUACCACGGCAAGGCUUCGUUCGACCAGUUCAGCCACCAGCGUGCCAGUUUGGAUGCUCCCUCGACUGGUCUGCUCGGCAAGCUGGUCGAGCUCAUCAUGUCUUCGCGCUACCCUCCUUACACUGAGGCCAACCUCAAGAAGCUGAGGGCGCUCGCUGCCUACUCGGUCUCGUUCAAGCGUCCGUCGAACCCGCACAAAAGCAUCGCCUCUUCAUCCUCCCUAUUCCCCAUGGUACAUUACAACAUGCUCCCCACCCAGUGA